AGUACUUUGCGACUACAAAAGCGGCUGGCAGCCAGUGUCCUUAAGUGUGGAAAAAAGAAGAUUUGGUUGGAUCCUAAUGAGACAAAUGAAAUUGCUAAUGCCAACUCACGUAAGUUCUGUUGUAACUGCUCUGAGUAAGAUUGACAGUGAGAGGUUCUGAGGCUGGUUUAAAGGGCUUAUUUUGUGUUUGAAAUCUUGGUUAACCAUUCUUUUCCUGGGUUAAAGUUCAAUGAGAUCAUAGAAUUGUCAGGUAGCCCAAUUAUCUGAAUCUCUGUUACUUCAUGGCAAAAUUUAAUGUUUAAGCACUCCUGCCUGUCCUAGGGAAACUGGAGUGAAAGUUUUGACCCUUUUCAUCUCAGUGAUCAGUCUCAAAUCUCAGGUCCUUAACCCUCAACUCCUAUGAUCUAAUCAUUAAUUCUCCCCUCCUGCUGCUACAUGUUUCCUUGUAAAUUGGUUAUGAGAAUAUGGUAGAUCAAGGUAACAACUUUUACCUUAUAAUUUUUAGUAUUCUCAUUACCUGUUUGCUGGAUAAUGUGUGAGUUUUUUGAGGGAGAAUUUUUGUUUUAAUCAUUUCUGGGAAUUAAGGGUUAAUAAAAUUCCCAUAUGACCAAUGGCAAAGUGGAUCUGAAUACAUGGCUUUUAUGAACUACUUUUACAGGUCAAAAUGUCUCUUUUCUUUUUAUUUCUGUGGUUGGUGUUAUUGCGAAUUGUUAUUUUAUAAUUUAUUGGUAAAAUGUGUGGUUUUAUUGUUUUCAUCAGCAGUUAUUCUGUCAACCAAUCAUAGACUAAAAUGUGCAAUUAAAAUAGUCAGUUUUAGAGAAGUAUUACUAGUUUUUGCAUGUUGUCAUGAUAAAGAAAACCCAUUGCAUUAUACAAUGAGUUAAGGAUUGAAAAAGAACUCAUCAUUAUUUGCAGGUCAAAACAUCCGUAAGCUCGUCAAAGAUGGUUUGAUCAUCAAAAAGCCACAGAUCAUCCACAGCCGUGCUCGUGUUCGAAAGGCAGAUGAAGCGAGAAAGAAGGGUCGGCAUAGCGGCUAUGGUAAAAGAAAAGGUACAGCAAAUGCACGUAUGCCUGAAAAGACCAUCUGGAUGAGACGUAUGCGAGUGCUCAGAAGGUUGCUUCGAAAAUACAGAGAGGCAAAAAAGAUCGACAACCACAUGUACCAUAAUCUGUACAUGAAGGCCAAGGGUAAUGUGUUCAAAAACAAGAGAGUCUUGAUGGAAUACAUCCACAGGAAGAAGGCCGAGAAGCAACGUGCCAAACUCCUUAGGUGAGGUUUUUUUUGUUUUUGACUAUGGGCUAUGGUGAGAUAAAUUGUGACCCUCCAUGGGAAAGCGAACACUAACACUUUUCCCUUUAAACUGCAAAACCAUUUACUAUCUGUUUAAAUCUGUUUAAAUGGUUCAUGAAAGCAUUUGAAUGGUUUGUUUAUCAGAUCAAAAAAAUUUGCAUCCAUUUAACGCUUUAGCUAAAAUGUUUAAGUGGUUUGCUUAUGGGUCUUGAUAUCAGCAGGCAAGUCAAGAAUUUAGAGAAAGUGACAACACUUUUGAGUUGACAUGUUUCGACAGAAACGUCUGUCAUCUUCAGUUAAUUACUAUACAAAGCGUUGAAAGUUGUAGUAUAUAGUAAGUAGAACAAUGCUAAUUAAGAUGAAUAGUGAAAACAAGAAAAGAGGUAAAGCAUGAAAGUGUGAGAAUUAAAAAGAUAGUUUUAGAUUUACAUGGUGUAAUUGUUGAUUCAAGGAUGGUUGUUCUCUUUGAAUGUGAAUAGCCUCUUUUAUCUUAAGCUGCUAAAACAUGAAAAUUAUCUGUAGAACACAAAGCACGACAAUGUGGAGAAUCUUUCAGAUGCCUGAAAAUGUGAGAGGCCCUGUCAUUGACUAAGUGCUCUCUAACACGUGUGGAAAAAUACCACUGAUGUAACAGGCAUUACAGCCAGCACAUACAAACUUAUAAACCACACGUGAAUGGAGCCCGUCAGGGACAGAGUCUUUCACACCGAGCAAGUUACCGAUUUUAAAGGAAGGGAAAACCAGUUUGAUAUCCAAGUCCAAGGACAUUGAUAUCAAAUCCUUAUUCUCCUUUUAUCAUAUAAAUUGGCCACUGAAGAGAGAUUAGAAAGCUGGUAUUGUAAACCUAAGCCCUUUACCAAAGUGAAUAAUGAAGGGCCAAGGCUGAAAACACCAGCUUUACAAUCUCUCUCUGGAGGCCAAUUCAGGUUAAUUAUCAAUGCAGUUAAUAAUACCAAAUUAUCUUGUUAAAAAAACUGGUCAUCCACUAGUUGACAUUUUGGUUCUCCCACAAAUAGCUUUCCUUCUUAAGAUUGUUAUGAGCUGGUCAAUGAAUCUUCAAAAUAGUUUGAUUCACAUGGUUUCUUACUGUCAAAUUUAUUGCACACUAUUAAGCCGGCCUGGCCUUGUUUAUAUCAAGGAUGGGUGACUAAGUGUGCAUAAAACAAUGCAGGAGUUUGUUCUGACUGAUCAGUGUGUGCUUACUGACUGAAUCAGUCCUGGGCUCCUAUGACAUUUGUGUCCCUCGUGCUACCACACAGGAUUGAUCACCACAUUUAUUCUCCUUACGUUGCUUAAUACACUAUUGUGUAGUCAGGUACUGAGAAUCAAGAAAAGUUUUAACUAGGUGAUAUAGUCUUGAUGAAACACUGAAUUCUUAGGAGUCGUUGAUAAAGGAAUGUGUGCUAUUAUUUAGGAGAAUUCACUUAAAGAUUUCAGGGGUGUUAAGUGCAAACUUUCUGUCUCCCUACAGUGACCAAGCUGAGGCUCGCCGCAUGAAGAACAAGGCUGCGAAGCAAAGACGCGAGGAACGUUUGGAGCAAAAACGCAAGGAUUUGAUCCAGCAAUUUGCAAAAGAGGAAGAGGCAGCAAAAUAA
Pocillopora meandrina is the source of this 2886-nucleotide messenger RNA. The record is from the annotation of a GenBank genome assembly. NCBI's taxonomy places the organism in Eukaryota, Metazoa, Cnidaria, Anthozoa, Scleractinia, Pocilloporidae.